This is a messenger RNA of Cyphomyrmex costatus, 3290 nucleotides long. RefSeq names its product DNA polymerase eta (gene DNApol-eta). Gene Ontology annotation, molecular function: damaged DNA binding; DNA-directed DNA polymerase activity. Gene Ontology annotation, cellular component: replication fork; site of double-strand break; nucleus. The record is from RefSeq and is a predicted model, not a curated record. The coding region runs from base 106 to 2490 and encodes 794 amino acids. The transcript has 8 exons. Lineage: Eukaryota; Metazoa; Arthropoda; Insecta; Hymenoptera; Formicidae. Gene Ontology annotation, biological process: error-prone translesion synthesis; response to radiation.
CAAUACCUACAAGUGAAUAAUCAAAGGAAGAAGAAGAGAAACAUUUUGCGCCUUUGCGAUUAAAAGGUUACUCUCUGAUUGAUCAGUCAUAAAUAUCCUAACGAAAUGGCGAGUUCGAGUAGCAGGAUCGUUGUCCUCAUCGACAUGGACUGCUUCUUUUGUCAAGUCGAAACCAGGUUGCAACCGCAAUACGAAGGAAUGCCUCUUGCUGUUGUUCAGUACAAUCAAUGGGAGAUGGGCGGGAUAAUAGCUGUUAAUUAUGAAGCACGAAGUCUUGGAGUAACCAGACAUAUGAGAGGCAAAGAAGCUAAAGAGAAGUGUCCAGAUAUAGUUCUAGUCAGUGUACCAUGCCUUCGUGGAAAAGCAGAUACAUCUAGAUAUAGAAAAGCUGGUCACGAGGUUAUCAAAGUUAUAAAAAAGCAUUGUAAUGUAAUAGAGCGUGCUAGUGUUGAUGAAGCAUAUCUUGACAUUACGGAUAUUGUUGAUAAGAGAUUAACUGAAUCCAAAAUUUCUCCAAAACAACUAAUAGCAUUUCUUAGAAAUACAUAUGUCGUAGGAUAUUCGGAAAUUGGUAAAAAUGAUGAAGAGGAAAGGUGUCAAGGUCUACAAACUUGGAUAUUGGAUUCUUUUAGAGAACUGCAUGAUGUUCAAGCUCAGAGACUUGCCGUAGCUGGUAUAAUAGUUGAAGAGAUAAGAGAUAGUAUAUGUAAAGAAACUAGUUUCAAAUGUUCUGCUGGAAUUGCACAUAACAAAAUAUUGGCAAAACUAGCAUGUGGAUUACAUAAACCGAAUCGCCAAACAAUUUUGCCUGAAGCAGCUGUUUCAAGCUUGUAUUCGACGCUUCCAGUGAAAAAGGUGCGAAAUCUCGGUGGAAAAUUCGGUGAUGUUGUGGUAGAGUCUCUUGGUUGUAAAGUUAUGGGAGAUCUGUUACAAUAUUCUUUGGAACAAUUAAAAAAACACUUUGACGAAAAGACAGGAUUUUGGCUGUAUAAUAUUGCUCGAGGUAUAGAUGAUGAGCCUGUUACCAAUAGACUAUUGGCAAAGUCUAUCGGAGCGUGUAAAAAAUUUCCUGGGAAGCAAGCUAUUACUUCAUUAGAAGUGUUGAAGCAUUGGGCCGGAGAUCUGGCAGCGGAAGUGUGCGAACGGCUUGAAGAGGAUUUUGUGGAGAAUCAACGACGUGCCACACUGCUCGUAAUCUCUUACCAUUAUUAUCACAAUAGAAGCACUGUAUCUCAAACGCGCUCACUUACCUUGAACUCGUACAAACCGGAGAAAAUGGCGAAUCAAUGCGUGGACGUUAUCACUAAGUCCACACAGUGCCCGGUGGCAUUCAUGGGCAUUUCUGUUACUAAAUUUGUAUCAUCAAAAGAAAGCGGUAGCUUCUUGAAAUUUUUUAAAAAUACCAAAUCGAAAGACGAGGAGAAAAUCAUUUUAAAUUCACAUAGAGAUACAAGUUUGAUGUCCAAUUCAGAAGCAGAAGAAAAGACUCCUUUCAAUAGCAAAGAAGUUUAUUUAUUAGAAAGUAAAGGACAGAUCUCAGAGACAGAGUCUCAGAAAGUCAAAGAAUUAAUCGCAAAGACUAAUGAAGGAACAAUGAAGGAAAACAAGAGAGUCAAUAACUUAAAUACAAGCGCAGAGGAUUCACCUACGUCAAAAAGAGUUUCCAAACUAAUCCAAGUGUGCAAUGAGCGCGACAAGAUCAAAACAGAGAACAAACGUCUAUCAGGUAUGGUAAUAAAUAAUAAUGAUUUUCAAGAUUCCUUUUUUAUGAACAUAUAUAAAACAGAGGAGAAAAAAUGUUAUAAUAAUGUUGACGAAAGUGCCAAUACUAUGAAAGAAUCAAAAUGCAGAAAACAAUUGAUUGUGUCUGAUGUGUGUGAAAAAAACAUGAAUGAUGAGAAUAUCAAUGAUUACAAUACAGAUUUACAUGGACAAGUAAAUGUUUAUGAAAAACCUGUCACAAGGCAUGUAAAUAGCAACAAUGAAGAGUCUACAGAGGAGAAUACCAAAAGAACUUCUGCACAAGAUUCUUUGAUACGAUUACAAGAUAUAUUUCCAGACUUGGACAAUAUGGAUUCAGACAUCCUGUCUCUGUUGCCAAUCAAUUUACAGGAGGAAGCAAAAUUGUAUAUAAAAUCGCGAGAUAAGAAACAAGAAAACGUUAAGAUUGUUCGGGAGUUGCCGAAGACAGAAAGAAGACCCAGCAAGGCAAAACUUAGAGGCAAGAGCGACAAAAAGCGCAGUCCCCUAUACAAUUUCCUGAUUAAGACCAACUCGGACGAGCAUAAUGUGCCUUUAGAACGGUGUGUUGAGUGCAAUCAAAUGAUACCUAUAACAAAGUUUAGCGAACAUAUGGAUUUCCACGUCGCGCAAAACUUGUACCAGGAGAUUAAUAAGCCGACAUCAAGUGAGAAUGGAAACGUGAAAAGAAAACUUGAGGAUGAUGAAGUUAACAUUUUCACAAAGCGUCAAACAUCAAAUGUUUGUUAACCUAACAGGGAUUCUCGAUCGGCAACUACGUUUCUUUCGAAACCGUGCUUGUGAAUCCAAUGUUUUACGAUAUUUUAUCGCUAAUAAUAUCAUUCUGAUAAUUUAUUUGUAUCAAUCGCGAUCGCACUGUGUCUCCAGAAAAAAAUUGUAAGCUAAAUAUUGUAUAUUUGUAUAUAUCAUAUAACAUGUAAAAAUGUACAAUGUAGUUUAAAGACAGAAAAUCUAUUAUAUAAUUAGUUAACACAGAAAUUUUUGAGACUAACAGAAAGAACCAGGUGACGAUAUCGGAGAUUUUUAUGCGUUUUUUUACAGGCUGUUCUUGGGCGAAAAAAAAAAAAACAAACCGUGUCCGGCUGUUUCAGCCAUUGGCCCAUAGUUUCGAAGAAAUCGAUUUUUUAAAUUAUUGUAAUAAUUUGAAGUGAUAUGGUUUCAACGUUUGAUAACUCGAUGAAAAAAAUCGUACAACGUUCAUUAAAAAAAUUAAUUUAACGUAAAGAUUCGCUCUUUCGAUUGCUGUAAACUGCAUUUUUAUAUAAUUUUUACCUCACGCCAUAGACCUUUGUAAAGUUUGUGCAUCAGAUUUAACAGAUAUUCAUUUGUGUCCGUAUAAUACCUAUUUCACACUAGACGCGAUGAGCGAUAACCAAUAAAAACUCUGCUUUACAUCGUCGUAUGAGCAAAAACAAAGUUUUUAUUGAAUAUCGCUCGUCGUUCAUCGCCCAUCGCAUCCAGUGUGAACUAGGCAUAACUCCGUAAAAGAUCAGUCAUAUUGAAAUUUCAAUUAUACAGAUUUCGUGAGU